Molecule: messenger RNA, 1535 nt
Organism: Hevea brasiliensis (rubber tree)
Lineage: Eukaryota; Viridiplantae; Streptophyta; Magnoliopsida; Malpighiales; Euphorbiaceae
Product: exonuclease V, chloroplastic
Exons: 7
Coding region: 7-1233 (408 amino acids)
Biological process (GO): interstrand cross-link repair
Cellular component (GO): nucleus
Molecular function (GO): single-stranded DNA 5'-3' DNA exonuclease activity
Source: RefSeq, a predicted model, not a curated record
CCAGAAAUGACCGAGCCACCUGCACAAGGCGCCAACGAUGUUGAGACUGCCACUAGCAGUAGCGUCCCAAACAUCCAAAUUGAGAUAGUGACUGAAGAAGAGAUGGCUUUUAUUGAAGCAGCCUUGGCAGCAACUCGCUCCUGCCUCUCCUCCUCUUCUAUCCCUGCAAUUUUCUCGCCUUCUCGUUCCUCUCUGUUUCAAAAUAAUACGAGGUCUUUCCUCUCAAUUACUUCCCUCUCCAAAAUUGGGGUUCCAGGUGAUCGCAGUGAAUCUGAUAUUGAGGAUUUGAGGAUUACCCAGAAGAAUAAUAGAGUGGCUGAGUCAUUAUUUCAUAGGUUUAGAAAGAGGACGGGUUUGUAUGUCACCGAUAUCACUUCCACGGAAUGGUGCGAAAAACAAAUGGAGUUUGUUCUCCUCAUUGGCGAGAGAAAAAUCAAUAAAGCUAUGAAGACAGGCCAUGAUCGACAUGUAAAACUGGAAGAAGAGGUUGUCAAAAGAGUUAAAGUUAGUGUUAAAUCAGCGGAAGAUGCAUGGGCUUUGAAGUUUAUAAAUUUCAUAACUGGUGCAAAUCAAUUAUUGUUGGAAGGACUAACACGUGAGCUUCCAGUGGUAGGAUUUGCAGGUGGUGUGUGGAUGGUGGGAAUAGUUGAUGAGAUACGAAUGCCUGAGGGAGAAAAUAGAAACCCAAUACUUGUAGACACAAAAACCCGUGUUCGAGACAGCCUUCCUGGUGAACCGCAGAGGAGAAAUGGAAGGCUACAAUUGAUGUGCUAUAAACAUUUGUGGGACAAUUUGGUUGCUGAUAAAUUCUCCUUCAAAGAGUUUUAUGAUUUCUUUUCCUUGAAUCCAUUCUACAUCUUGUCUGAAGAAAUCAGGGAGAACACUGCCAAAGCAGGUAUCCCUGCAAAGACCCUUGAAGACAUAGUGAGAUACUUCAGAAAUAUGUGUAGUAUGCUCCUCCCUGCCGACAACCAGAUGCUAUUGAGAUAUGAAUUGCAAAGAGACAACUCCAUAAUUGGUGAAGAUCGAUUUGCAUAUGAUCCUGAUUGGCUCAACAGUCAAAUUCAGGCUUGCCUCGAAUUCUGGCUGGGUGAAAGAGAAGCCAGUUUCACUUCAGAGGAAGAGCGUUGGAAAUGCCAGUUUUGUCAAUUUGCUUCAGAAUGCCCUACUAACACCAUUUCUGGAACAUCAAGCACUGUAAAGAGCAGUAGCCCUAAUAGUAGUCCAAGCUAGAGGAAAAUGAAAUGCUAACUUCAUUCUUUGACGUUUGAAUCAGCCUCCCCAACAAUUGUUGAGACCUUGAUAUGCAAGUUCCUGCAAGGAAGCUGCAUAUAUAUAUAUAUAUAUAUAUAUAUAUAUAUAUAUAUAUUCACAAGCUUCUGCCAUUAUGUUGGAGUGAUUCUGUUUUAUUGAUGCAAGGAAGUUGUUGUAAGAUGCCACAAUUGAUUGUAAAGUUGAGUUGUUAUUUAAAAAUAUGUUGUAAAAUUCAAUUGUUAUUAUUCAUUAAAAAAAAAACUCUCACUUUGUUUCACCUC